This is a messenger RNA of Perkinsus marinus ATCC 50983, 2058 nucleotides long. RefSeq lists its product as hypothetical. The record is from RefSeq and is a predicted model, not a curated record. The transcript has a single exon. The annotation marks the transcript as partial. Lineage: Eukaryota; Perkinsozoa; Perkinsida; Perkinsidae.
AUGGCUUCACGGUCUUUCUCCGCUGUACUCGUCGCCCUCUGUGCCUUCCAGGACAUCAAAUUCGUGACGGGCAACGCCACUGACUGCGACACUGAGUGCGCGACAACUUACCCUGGGUCAUAUUGUAAGUAUUGGAAGACGCCAAGCACUUGCUUCGGCUCGGAUGCAUCAUGCUUCUGCGGCACGAGUGAACCGACUGAAGCUCUCCGAGGUUCCACAUCCUCUGCCGCAGUGACGGAUGAGAUUACUGAGGCCACUACAAGCGAAGGAGGUACCACAGCAGCUCCCGAAGCAACGAGUAUGACCGGUUCUGAAGCUACUGUCGAUACCACAGUAGCGGUCAGUACAGCUGCUAUGACCGAUGAGGUUGCUGUCACUACUCCAGCUCCUGUGACUGGCGAAGUGACCAUCAGCACGGCAGCUGGGGAAGCUCCCGGUAGAGACAAGGAUGAUUCUGAUGCUACCACUCAGGUCGCUACGGAGGCUGCGACUGUCACGACUACGAUCGGUGUUUCUGUCGAGCCUACUACUAUAACGUCCCCUCUGCCGGUCAGCACAGCUGCUGUGACCGAUGAGGUUGCUGCUACCACUGCAGCUCCUGUGACUGGCGAGGUGGCCAUUACCACGGCAGCUGGGGAAGCUCCCAGCAGAGACAAGGAUGAUUCUGAUGCUACCACCCAGGUCGCUACUGAAACUGCAACUGUCAUCGCCUCGACUACGAUCGAUGCUCCUGUUGAGCCUACUACUAUCACGUCCCCUCUAUCGGUCAGCACAGCUGCUGUGACCGAUGAGGUCGCUGUCACUACUGCAGCUCCUGUGACUGACGAGGUGACCAUUUCCACCGCAGCUGGGGAAGCUCCGGGCAGAGACAAGGAUGAUUCUGAUGCUACCACCCAGGUCGCUACGGAGGCUGCGACUGUCACGACUACGAUCGAUGCUUCUGUUGAGCCUACUACUAUAACGUCCCCUCUACCGGUCAGCACAGCUGCUGUGACCGAUGAUGUUGCUGUCAUUACUGCAGCUCCUGUGACUGGCGAGGUGACCAUUUCCACCGCAGCUGGGGAAGCUCCGGGCAGAGACAAGGAUGAUUCUGAUGCUACCACCCAGGUCGCGACUGAGACUGCGACUAUCACUACUACGAUCAGUGUUUCUGUUGAGCCUACUACUAUCACGUCCCCUCUAUCGGUCAGCACAGCUGCUAUGACCGAUGAGGUUGCUGUCACUACUCCAGCUCCUGUGACUGGCGAAGUGACCAUCAGCACGGCAGCUGGGGAAGCUCCCGGUAGAGACAAGGAUGAUUCUGAUGCUACCACUCAGGUCGCUACGGAGGCUGCGACUGUCACGACUACGAUCGGUGUUUCUGUCGAGCCUACUACUAUAACGUCCCCUCUGCCGGUCAGCACAGCUGCUGUGACCGAUGAGGUUGCUGCUACCACUGCAGCUCCUGUGACUGGCGAGGUGGCCAUUACCACGGCAGCUGGGGAAGCUCCCAGCAGAGACAAGGAUGAUUCUGAUGCUACCACCCAUGUCGCUACUGAAACUGCAACUGUCAUCGCCUCGACCACGAUCGAUGCUCCUGUUGAACCUACUACUAUCACGUCCCCUCUACCGGUCAGCACAGCUGCUGUGACCGAUGAGGUUGCUGUCACUACUCCAGCUCCUGUGACUGGCGAAGUGACCAUCAGCACGGCAGCUGGAGAAGCUCCCGGUAGAGACAAGGAUGAUUCUGAUUCUACCACCCAGGUCGCUACGGAGGCUGCGACUGUCACGACUACGAUCGAUGCUCCUGUUGAGCCUACUACUGUAACGUCCCCUCUGCCAGUCAGCACAGCUGCUGUGACCGAUGAGGUUGCUGUCACUACUCCAGCUCCUGUGACUGGCGAAGUGACCAUCAGCACGGCAGCUGGGGAAGCUCCCGGUAGAGACAAGGAUGAUUCUGAUCCUACCACCCAGGUGGCUACGGAGGCUGCGACUGUCACGACUACGAUCGGUGCUCCUGUUGAGCCUACUACUAUAACGUCCCCUCUGCCGGUCAGCACAGCUGCUGUGACCGAUGAG